GGUGGCGCGGGGACUGGGGAAGGGCUUGAGGGGGGGAUCUCUUAGCCCCCUCGCCCUCCCUCUCCUCCCUGUCGGAGCCCUGAGCGCCGCCCCAGAAGCGGUCGAGGGAAUGUUGUGGGCUGGGGCACACCCGGGACGGCAGAAACUGGAGGAAGCGAGAGAAAUCGCCAGGGACCAAGGGCCCUCUCCUUGCAGUUCUCCCGGCUCUCCCCGCCCCACCGGCUACUCCCUCUUUGGCGCCCACUCUGCCUCAGGCAGACCCCGGGUUAGCAGCCCGGCCCCCUGCCCCAGGCACUUGAAUGCUUCCUUUCCGGAGAACUGCUCCAGCCUUCACUUUGUGGACGGGGAUUCCCUGAAGCCCGCACUGGAUCUGGGGCCUGCACCCUCAGAGUCGCCCUUCCAGGACGGAGUUCCCUGGGAUCCUUUGAGAGAAAGACAAACUCUUGAGUGGAUGAAAAUCAAGAGGAACCCUACCCAAGCAGGUACCCAGAACGCCUCAACCCCGGUGGCCGCAUCCCUGACUCACCACCACCACCCCAGGUGCCCAGCCCAGGCGAUAGCGGCUGGCGCGACCCGGGAAGAGGAGGCGGAGGCCAGACCCCUGCAGUCCAGCUUCUCCCGCGAAGCAGCUGACGGAGCUGGAGAAGGAGCGUCUCCUGCAGCAGUGCCUGCCCCAAUCUCAGCGCGGAGAGCCGGCAGCGGCCUUGCAGCUCCGCGACAUGCGGGUGAAGAUCUGGGUCCAAAGCCCGCGCCUGAAGCAGAAGAGCGAUGGUGGGCCUGGUCGCCGACCGGGCCGGGUGUCCCCGGUCACCGGCUCGGUCCCCCCAGCGGCGGCCCCUAGCGCCUGCACGCUGACCACAGUGGCAGAAGCUGCCUAGAGACUGGGCCGCUUGGCUCUUCUGCUGUGCUCUAGCUUUGUGACCUUGGGCCUCAGUCUGAUCAUCUAUCAAAUGAGCCCUUUGCAUUGGUGGAUUUUUCUCUGACUUUGGUUACCCUGCCUGUAUGUUUGCUGGUUAAGGAAGGGGUGAAGAUAAGGUCUUUUCUUCCAUUGGUGAAAAGAGAGUCUUCCUCCUUUACCAUCCUUAUCUCCAUCCCUGCCCCAGAAAGCGACCUUCCAGGUCUUGGGGUCCCUCCAUGCCAAAAGGGUGGAUUCAUCUGUAAAGAGCUUGGCAUGAAAAGCCAAACCCUGAAGGAGCCAGAAGAGGAAUCUCACACUUGAAAGAGAAGGAGGACAUUCCCUACUAGGGCAAAUGAACCUUUGGUGUGCAGUCUAUUUCAGUGAACUCACACAGAGAGAAUGAUUGGCAAGGUGGCUUUAGGUUUGGCCUGUAGAGGGGACAGACCUGAUGUAUGUAUGAUUAUGCUCUCCUGUACAGUUUGUGUUCUCUGGCUGCAACCACCUGGUUUCAUUCAGAGGAUUUUUUUUAAAGCCAAUUAGAUAAUUCCUUUGUCUCCCAAAGGUGGGAUCCUGGGCAGGUCACUGAGGUCAACCAAGGGCAGUGAGAGCCUUGAGGACGGGCGUGUUCAUAGCAAACCUUGCAAUUCUUUCUGAGGGAGGCCUCUACCCAGCACUUUCCAGCAUUUUGCUUUUUAGGCUUUUCCUCUCUUCUUUUCUGUAGCUCCUUCCUUCCUCCAUUUAUCUUUCUCCCUCUCUAUCUCUCUUUCUACCUUACUUCCUCCCUUUCUUCCCUUUCUUUCUUUGUUUUCUUUCUCUCCUUCCCUUUUCAUCUAGUCCAAGCUGGGCUCUGGAUAGCUUUGUAUUCCAGAAAGCUUUGCCCUGAGACCUUUAAGCUAGCUAAUACGCACCCUGCCCUCAAGAGUUCCCUACCUGAAUGCAGAUAUUGGGAUUGGAAGAUGAGGGGUAAAAUGGGGAGUAAAUUUUGCUAGCUAGAUGCAGGAUGAAUCAGCUUAUUUUCUGCAACAAUCACAAUUAUGACUUUUUCUCCCCAUGGCACACCCCAGAAAGUCCUUCCCCACCCCCACCCAUCUUCAAGCCACAGUCUGCCUGCAGACUGCCCCUGGCAGUGCAGUUGUGGUACACCCAGGCUGUUGUUGCUCUCCCAGGGUUGUGAGGGCCUGCAGGAGCUCACUUUAGUGCAGGGGCAUGAGGUCAGUGAUGCUGGGCCAGAGCCUCCAACUUUUAAACAAGCAAGGUCUAUUUCCCGAUUUCCAAUGUGUUUAGGGGUCCUUUUCCCUGGGGUGGAGAUUCUGGUCCAUUCUGGCCCUUGGCUGUCUCUCCAAGGAACAUCCCUGAUAAGUCAGGCCCACUGCCAUUCACAUCUGCUCAGCAAGCAGCCUCCUUGCCCCAACCUUUCUCAGGAUCUGAAAUCUCAGUGGGCAGUGCCAACAGCCGCAGCUACAUCCUGAGCCUGAUGCUGGAAAUGGCUUCUGCCUUUGGGCUCUCCUCCCUGUCUCAGCCUCUGAUGUUCUCUUCUGUUUGCUGUUGUUUUUCCUCCCUUUUGGGGGUGAUGGGGAACAGGGAGAUGAAAUGUUUCUCUCCAUGCUCCAAAUCCUUUCCCAUGGCCCCACCAACUUUAAAGCUGCUGAUGGUAAGGAACACAGCUUCCAGCCCUGCUCAUGAGCUGCACAGAGCAAAUUCAAAUUCUCUUCUGGCAGGAGGAAGGGCAAAUGCUCCUCAGUCCUGCCUCGCUCAUUGAUCCAUUUUUGAGGGCAUUUGAGGGACAAUAUUGAGACCAGAUUUAUCCAAUUGGUAUAGAGCAUCUCUCAUUACACCAAAGGCCCAGGUUUCUCAUAUCAAGGUCCAGGUAGCCCCUGGGGUCUUCACCCAGACCCACACCUCUUUUCUGGCUUCUCAAACCAGCAAUGAUUUAAAGGUUUGUUGAGGUAAGGGAAUGGAAGGGGAAACAAGCAAUUUGUGCCAUCUAGAAGUCAGUAGCUCCAUCUGUGCACUCCAUUAAAAUAUAUUCAGUACCUACUAUGUGCAAAGCCUUCUGUAUACCUCACUUUGCCAUGACUGUAAAAAAAACAAAACAAAACAAAACAAAAAAACAGCUCUUGCACAUGUGGGGCUUCAGUGUGUUGUGGACAAACACAUAAAUAAACCAAUGGAAAGAAAGUUUGA
Molecule: messenger RNA, 3082 nt
Organism: Choloepus didactylus (southern two-toed sloth)
Lineage: Eukaryota; Metazoa; Chordata; Mammalia; Pilosa; Megalonychidae
Exons: 2
Coding region: 110-841 (243 amino acids)
Source: RefSeq, a predicted model, not a curated record